Messenger RNA from Alosa alosa (allis shad), 3110 nucleotides. RefSeq lists its product as uncharacterized. Gene Ontology annotation, biological process: semaphorin-plexin signaling pathway; negative regulation of axon extension involved in axon guidance; positive regulation of cell migration. Gene Ontology annotation, molecular function: chemorepellent activity; semaphorin receptor binding. NCBI's taxonomy places the organism in Eukaryota, Metazoa, Chordata, Actinopteri, Clupeiformes, Clupeidae. The transcript has 15 exons. The coding region runs from base 442 to 2826 and encodes 794 amino acids. The record is from RefSeq and is a predicted model, not a curated record.
UCCCUCCUUCAGUCAGUCAGUCAGGUGUGGUAACGUAACUUACAGUCAACAACAUCGGUCAGUAUGGAGAAACGUUUAAAAGGUCGCUUGAAGUUGGUUGCAAACUGGUGACAUUAUCUAAACUUCACGGAGUACUUCACUUUGUCAAGAAAGGUCCAAAUGACAGCCCUCACAUGAGCUCUUCUGGAUAGAAAACCUUCAUUAACCUUAUUGCUGGGAGGUCUCUGCACCAUCGCCGCAAUGGUUCAGCGCUGCACUCACGAGCCAAUCAGCCGUACCAAUUCACACUGGAGCCUUAUCCCAACCUAGCUGUGGAUGCUAACAAGACUAAACCAUCAGAACUAGACUGUGUGGGAGUCGUGUGGAUCGUUGGACGUGCAAGUUGUCUUCCCUCUGUGCUGAAGCUGAUCGCGCACAGGACUAAAUGUGGGGCUGAGAGCCAUGCCUUUUCUUCCUCUGCUGGCUUUACUGUGUGCACCUCUUCUCACCAUUGCACAUGGUCAGCCCACCACUGACACCCUUGUGCCUCGGAAGAGCAUCCUCCACCAGGAUGCACAUGCCAAGUUGUUCCAAGAGGCUGGCGUGUGGAACUACACAACCAUGCUGCUGAGGGAAGACCUGGGCCUGCUGAUGCUUGGGGCCAGGGAAGCCAUCUACGCCCUCAACAUUAGCGACAUCUCUGAGAUGAAAUCUGCUGUACAUUGGGGUGUUCCAGAGGAUAAACAGAAAGAGUGCACCUACAAGGGAAAGAAUGCUGAUAUUGAGUGUCGAAACUAUAUCCGGACUCUUCAUAAAAUCAACACCACCAGUAUGUAUGUGUGUGGGACCAAUGCCUUCAGCCCCACUUGUGACUACCUGACAUUUGCUGAUGGACAGCUGAAACUAAGGGACAUGCCUGAAGAGGGGAAAGGGAAGUGUCCUUUCGAUCCCUUCCAGAGAUACUCCUCCCUUAUGGUCGGUAAUGACCUUUACUCUGCCACUUCAAUCAACUUCCUGGGCUCUGAGCCAGUGGUGCUGCGCAGCUCCCAGACAACACUCCGCACCGAGUUCAAAAGCUCCUGGCUCAACGAACCCAACUUUGUGUACAUGGACCUGAUCCCUGAGAGUGAAGACAGCACAGAUGGGGAUGACGAUAAGGUCUACCUGUUCUUUAGCGAGAACGCCGUGGAGUACGACUUCUACAACAAGCUCAUGGUGUCUCGAGUGGCCCGAGUCUGCAAGGAGGACAUGGGCGGCCAGCGAACGCUGCAAAGGAAGUGGACGUCCUUCCUGAAGGCGCGUCUGGACUGCUCUGUGCCUGAACCCAGCCUGCCCUACAUCGUCCAGGACGUCUUCCUGCUCAGCGGAGAAAACUGGGAGUCUGGCGUCUUUUACGCAGUCUUCACCCCCCAGUCCGAAUCAUCUGACCUGUCUGCUGUGUGCGCGUACAGCAUCUCGGCCAUCAAAAAGGUGUUCUCCACGGGCAAAUACAAGACCCCGGUGUCUGUCGAGACGUCCCACAUUAAGUGGGUGAUGUUCAGCGGGGACGUGCCCUCCCCCCGGCCAGGCGCGUGCAUAAAUGAUGCAGCCAGAAGCCAGGGCAUGACCCGCUCACUGGACCUGCCGGACAAGACGCUGCAGUUCAUCCGGGACCGGCCGCUGAUGGACGACGCUGUGCGGCCCCUGACCGGGACCCCUCUGCUGCUAAAGAGAGGGGCAGCUUUCACCCGCAUCGUGGUAGACAACGUGGUCGCACUGGACGGCCAAACGCACCCUGUGAUGUUUAUCGGCACUGAGAAUGGCUUUGUUCAGAAAGCUGUGAACUACGACGGGGAGAUGCAUAUCAUUGAGGAGGUGCAGCUGUUUGAGACGUCAAAAGCCAUUAGGGUCCUCCGUCUGUCGUUGAGUACGGGCCAGCUGUAUGCGGGCACGGAGUCCGGUGCUGUGCAGAUGCCCCUGAGUGAUUGCGGCCGCUACAUCUCCUGUCUGGACUGCGUGCUGGCCAGAGACCCCUACUGCGCCUGGAGCCUCACAACUUCCCUCUGCUCCACCCUGCUCCGCUCACCAGACACAGACGACAGGAAUUUGAUUCAGAGCCUGAAAGAGGGAGAUGCGUCCUCUUGUCCAAAGUCAGCCCCUAUGAGGGCCAGAGCUGUACAUGUGUCCCCCGGGAACAACAUCCAACUGGACUGCCAGGUGGACUUAAACCUAGCCCAAGUGAACUGGCACUUCAACGGGCAGCUACUUCAGACGUCUGCGAAGCACUACCUCUACAGCCAGGGCCUUCUCAUCUUCAGUGUCUCCGCCAGCGACAUGGGGGAGUACACUUGCCAAGCCACCGAGCAUGUGGGCGUGCACGAGUACCCUCAGGUAAUGGCCGCCUAUAAACUGCUGCCCCCUCAGACAGUGACUUCUCAGCCUGGCGAGGAGAAUCUGGGCGAUCCUGAGCCGGAACCAAGCGUUACUGAACCCACUGUCAGCCAGAUCACGGCACCCAAAAACACCCCGUCAGUCGGCAAAGGCGAAGUAACUCCAGAUCGGCCCCAACCCAAUGCAAAAGUUGGCCAGAUUACAGGACUGCAGGUGGCGGUGGUGGUGCUCACCUUGAUACUGGUGGCUGUGGUCGGGGCGGUCAUGUACUACAGAAAGCGGCUAAUACGACAUCAAUCGGCAGGUGGUACCACCAGCAACGGUGCUGCCUACCAGCCGGCCUCCCAAGGCAAGACGGACGAUCCUAGAACUGAUCAGAACUUCAACAAUUCCACUACUGUGACUUUCAGUGGGAAAGGCACCAGUAACGGCCCUGUUAUAGCAAUAUCCAGGAUUGAAGGGGAAUCAGAGAUUUGAUGCUGAAUUCAGACAAUCCAGAGAUGUACAACUACACUUAGUUUUAUAAAAUCCCAGGGAAAUUUGAGUCAUGCUACACAAACCAUUUCAGUUCACUUAUUUAAUAAAUCAAGGUAAGUGAGAUGGAUCUGUAUGUACAUGUGUAAUUACAUUUUGUACCAUUAGCAGGACAUUUUUUUAUUUUUUUUUUGUAUAAUAUUUUUUGUUGAGCCUCAAAAUGUAGGCUCUGUAGCAUAUGUAUAAUGUUGUAUUUCAGCUGCUGAAAUUAAACCCUGGGCCCAGUA